Messenger RNA from Bursaphelenchus xylophilus (pine wood nematode), 1445 nucleotides. The record is from the annotation of a GenBank genome assembly. Lineage: Eukaryota; Metazoa; Nematoda; Chromadorea; Rhabditida; Aphelenchoididae.
AUGCCUCUUGUCCCGCAAGACGUCUUCAUCGCUUCGGCUGUCCGAACUCCCGUUGCCACCUUCAGGGGAUCUUUUGCGCCAUUGACUUCUGUUGAUUUGGGCGCCAUUGCAGGAAGAGAAGCUUUGAAACGAGCCGGUAAGACGUUUAUCGUAUAAUUGGGAUUUUUUAGGUAUUGCUGUUGAAAAUGUGGACGAAACAGUCUGUGGAUCUGUUUUGACUGCCAAUCAAGGCCAGAAUGUUGGACGACAAGUCGCAUUGAAAAUUGGUACUUUUUUUUGUUCUUUCAUUACCUGGUUUAGGUAUUCCACAUGAAAAACAAGCGUUUACUGUUAACAAAGUAUGCUCAUCUGGAUUGAAAGCCUUAAUCUUGGCUACUCAAUCGGUUCAACUGGGCUACAGGGAUACAGUACUGGUUGUAGGAACAGAGAGUAUGAGCAAUACCCCUUUUUAUCUGAACAGAGGAGAUCAUGGUUACGGUGACUUGAAGCUGAUUGUAAGAUAGUCCUAAGGACGUGGAUUUUAAUUAAUUUCAGGACGGAAUCCAACGUGAUGGCAUCAGUGAUGCUAUUCUCAAUGAUCCCAUGGGGCUAUGUGCAGAGAAAUCAGCGAAGGAAUAUAAUUGUAGUCGUCAAGAGCAAGAUGAAUUUGCUCUGGAAUCUUAUUCCCGGACGGCCAAGGCCUGGGAAUCUGGAGAUUACACGGCCGAAGUGGUCCCUGUGAAUGUUCCCCAACGACGAGGAAACCCCCUCAUUGUCAAGGAAGACGAGGAGUAUAAGAGAUUAAUAAAAGAAAAGGUCCCCACUCUGCCCCCGGCUUUUUUGAAAGACGGUAGUGGUACUAUUACUGCCGCAAAUGCAAGUUCUUUGAAUGAUGGAGCUGCUUCUCUCGUGGUUGUUUCGAAGAAGAUUAUCCAGGGCGAAAGUGUGAAGCCUGUGGCGAAGAUUGUUGCAUAUGCCGAAGCGGGCCGUGCUCCAGUUGACUUUACAGUGGCGCCAGUCAAUGCUGUCGAAAAGGUAAUAUUGGAUACGCCUCUAUUAACGGCGAUUUCAGUUAUUGAGCGAGUCUGGGCUUACCAAAGAUAAGAUCAGCUUGUGGGAAGUAAAUGAAGCCUUCUCGGUGACUGCUCUCGCCUUUAUCAAACAUUUUACACUCGAUCCCAAGACUGUUAAUGCGCGAGGUGGAGCUGUCGCACUUGGACAUCCCAUUGGGUAAUUAUUUAUUUUUUUGUGACUUACAGAUGUGGAAUUACGCGUUUUUGCUAGAAAAGUACUGGGAUAUAUUUCCUUUCUGGAGGUUAACACUGUAAAAAUAAAACACUUUUAGAAUGUCCGGUGUCCGAAUUGUCGUUGCUCUCAGUCAUCAACUUAAGACAGGUCAAUAUGGAGUCGCGGCGAUCUGCAAUGGAGGCGGAGAGGCUACAGCUGUUCUAGUACAGAAACUAUAG